AGCGGCUGCCGCGCGCACCAUGCUUCUUCUUUUGUUUUGGGGCGCAGCGCUCGGGGUGACCUCUGCGCUGCCGUCCAUGAGAGAUAGCCUCACCAACCCGGUGCACGUGUACGAAGGGGACGACGCCCUGAUAACAUGCGUCGUCAAGGACAUCGGUCCGAACACGGUGAUGUGGAAGAAGGAAGAAAGGGAGAGACACAGCACCCUGGUUCUCACAGCCGGUGAGAACCGGGUCACGGCCGAUAAGAGGUUUGGCGUCCUGCAUGAUUCAGAUGUUUCAGAUGGGUCCUCUGAACUACCAUCCGGUGGAGAUGUCUGGGUGCUUGUCAUAAAAACUGCCAAGCCCACGGAUUCCGGAGUAUACGUAUGUGAAGUGAACAGCAGCCCCAUCGUCAGGAGUUUUCACAAACUUAGUGUUCUGUCAAAGGCCAUGCUACCUCCUAACAACUCUACGGAAAUGAUGCCACAGUUUGAAGAUUCAAGGCAAAGCUUCAGCAGCAGAAAUCAUAAUUACACAGACUGUUGCAUGGGGAAGAAUGUCUCUUCGGUUUGUCUGGGCUUCUGCAAUAUACAGAGUAUUUUGGAAGGAACGACUGGCCAGGAUCCUGAGCAAUGCGAAACGGACUUCCCGGCGAUAGUGAACUGCAUGGCUGACGGCAGGAACCACAUCCCCUGCUGCAUUCAGGAGAGGGUGCCCGAUAUCUGCCAGGACGUCUGUCGGGGGGAGUACACCGCGAUAACCGACAAUAUUAAAACACACUUCUCCUGCUCUUCCUAUACAGAACAAACUUUGGCGUGUAUUGUCGAAGGAAUAGAACUGUUACCAAGUCCACCCGAUAACGUGGAAGUGGAAGCUUUGACAGAAAAAUCGCUCAAAGUGGAAUGGUCCUACCCUCUCUCGAAUUCAGAAUCUGUCAGCAUGUACAAGGUCAACGUUACGUCAUUGCGAAGUUUCGACGAUCGCCUUUUGGAAACAGAUGAGGCUAUCCCCAAGACCAAUAGUAGUUCCACCACACACACGGUAACAGUAACAGUUCCUGGUAACCAGAGGAUGACCAUCCUUCAGGACCUGAUGCCUUUCACCAUGUACGAAAUCACAGUGACGGCAUUCAACAACCACGGGUCCAGCCUGCCGAGCUACUCCGUCCGAUCACUCACCCUCACGCCCGGAAACAUGAAGCCCACGAUCGUCGGCGAAGCCCCCCAACUACCGGACAUACGCAGCUGCUGCGCCAACCGAGGCAUCGGCCACAAGACGUGCGUCAACAAGCUGUGCGAUCCCUCGGCUGCCGCAACGGCCGAAAUCACCGACUUGAUGAUCUGCGCCCCUUGGGCGGCCGACACCUUCGGCUGCCUCACCAACGGCUUGGACCACACGCCCUGCUGCAGGGCCAGGGGGCUGCCGGACAUCUGCCAGCAGCUGUGCACGGGCAACGUCUCCAGCAUAGAUUUCAACUACUUCAAAUGCCUCCGAUACAUGGGAGAGUAUACCAACUGCCUCCUCCAAGGCUAUGGUGUCCUACCAAGUGCCCCGACCCAGGUCCACAUAACCAACAUAGAAAUAGAGUUUGCGGUGCUACAUUGGGCGCCUCCCAAAACUCUGGGCGAUACUGUCCUCUAUUAUAAUGUCCACAUCCGCAUGGUUUCCGAUGAGAUGGAAGAAUACAGGGCCAUAACAAAGGUGCAUAGUCCGUACAUUCUGGAAAGUUUGGAAAGCGAGACGGACUACGAGGUGUAUGUGGAGGCUGUGAAUACUCAUGGCGUGGGGAUGCCUAGCAGUAGGCUUACCUUCAGGACUGAUAGCUUGAUCGAAGAAGAGAAGAUAGAAGAAGCUACAGCCUCAGCAUACAACGUAACCGCAUGCUGUAUAGAUGCUCAUCUCAGUACUGUCUGCCUUCCCCUGUGCUCAUAUGAUGCCAAAAUGACAGAUAUUAAGCUUCUGGCUGGAGUUUGCGGUGGGGAAUUCCACAAGAUCCUACGAUGCGGAGCUGGAGGCAGAAACCACGGUACAUGUUGCAGCAGACGCGGUGUCCCACCAAAUUGUCUGUCGCUUUGCUCAGGUGUCAUACUCGAUUCCCUUUUAGUAACGGCAACAACCUGCGUUCCUUACAUAGGGAAUAUCGCCCAGUGUUUCGAGGAAGGAACCGGAAAUCUUCCUGGUCCCGUUUCCGCAUUACAUGGGGUUGUGGUGGACGAACACAGUAUUCUUCUUGAAUGGAAUCCCCCUGAAAAUUCUACUAAUGUCACCGACUAUGUCAUACAUUACCAGAAAGUAGAUAAUACGUCGAUGCACGAGACUUUAUUAAAACUAGAUAACCAAAUGAACAUAACCAGUACCACAGCGACCAUCACCGGCUUAGAAGAAAACCAUAUGUACCACAUUUUUGUGGUAGCUCGUAAUGAAUACGGUACAUCUUUGCCUUCCUCCAUCAUAGUCAUAAACCUAGUCAAAUCGGACCAAAGCAAAUGGGUCAACGGGGUGACGUCCCCUCCCCAUUCCCUAGCGGUGGCCAGUCACAGCGCCACUUGGGUCACCAUCACUUGGCAACCACCGGAAUUCAGUCAUCCCUCGGAAAUUAUAACCUACAAGUUAUAUCACAAAUCCACGUCCGAAGAUCAGUUCCAUAUCAAAAACUGUACAAUCACCUCUUAUAUGAUAGGCAGUUUGAACCCCAACACCCAGUAUAUUGUUUACGUUCAAGCAGUGACAGAUAAAGGUGUCAGUAUGCCUUCUGAAACUCUUAUCGCUUGGACCGAUCCUGCCUAUCCGGCGUUCGUAGAGCCGCCAACCGUGCACCCCAUCAACUUAGUCAUAGAAGGAAGCAGUAUGACCAUCCUCUGCAUAGCCAUGGGCACUCCCAUGCCCACCAUUUCCCUGUACAUUUCCGGACGGCUCGUGAGACAAGAAACGACGAGACACAUGGUUACGGUCAUACACAACGUCACCAAAGAUAUGGACCAGAUUUCGUGCUAUGCCGACAAUGGGUAUGGCACUCCCAUGCAGGCGUCGAGAAAAAUUACCAUAAGUCAUGGACCUCACAUCCAGGCGAGCGGCAUCACGAUGACAACCCUGGGAGACUCGGUCACCUUAGAAUGCAGGGUGGAGGCUCAACCAGAACCAAAGAUGAUAUUCUGGAGGAACCACGAAGAGAGAACGCCAGUCAUCCAAGGGGGAAAAUACGACAUAAGCGCUAGACCGAUGAAAGACGAGGAGGACAAGUACCUCAUGCAGCUAACCAUCAAGCAGAUAUCAGACGUGGACGUUGGCGAAUACUACUGCCACGCCGAAAACGCCUUUGGUAGCUCCACACAACCCGUGUCGGUUAGGAUAAGGAACUUGGCGGCUGUCAAUAACGUGACUCAGUGCUGUAUCGAACAGAAUGUGACUUCGACUUGCAUGGACGCUUGUUCAUUCCAUGUAGACAUGGAUGCGGUUAUCGAUAAACCGGAAUGUAUCCAAGAUUUCGAUAAGUUGAUGAAAUGCGCAGCUGACGGCUCGGACCACCGAAGUUGUUGUGCGCACGUCAACGUGCCCAGAAGGUGCUUGGAUUGGUGUAGGGGCGAGCCUAUUUUGAACAGCAAGGCGUGCAUUUUGAGUUAUACCAAGCAGAUUAUGAGCUGCUUCCACGAAGGAAGGGAAAACCUUCCAGGCCCACCGCAAAAUGUUCGUGUGGAGUUCAUAGACGCUCACUCUGUCUACAUACUGUGGGACCCACCAUUGAAAAAUCCUCAUACUGUGGAACAAUACCGAGUCUUGUGGAAACCCAUCGAUGUCUCAAAUAGUCACAGGCAAAAAAUCGACACUGCUGAUACCAGGCUGAAACUACCUGAUCUUAAAGCUGGAACAACUUACGAAGCGUUUGUGAAGGCCGGAAACAGCAAGGGUACUUCCCUACACUCCGAGACCUUAAAGUUCACCAUGGGCGAUAAAUACGUUACUUCCGCUGCCAGCCAGGACGGCCAAGAUGGUCAUGUCGGAGUCGUGGUGGCCGUAAUUCUAGCUCUGGUUGUUGUAGCGGCCAUAUUCGCUGCCGCCGUAUGGUUUGUGAGGACUAAAAAGAUGUUAGGAGUCAAGAAUUCUAACGGUAUCGCAUUCGAAAACCCGAGCUACCUGAGGGAAGUCAAUAUGGAUCAUAUUCAGGUACCGCAAGGCCAAACCGACUCCGCACCCAUUCCAAACGGCACCGCUAACGGCAUUGCCGUGUCCUCCGCUUCCGGAGGACAAGGCUGGAAAAACGAGGCGCUCCACGUCCCCGCCCAGCAAGAAGUCAACCCGACGCUGUACGAGGAGCUCAAGUUAGGUCAGGAUGGAGCCGGCUUCAAACGUUUGAAACCCUAGUAUGAGGGUUCGCAAGACCAAGGCAUCGAGUCUAGGUUCUAAAGAUAUUUUGUCACAUAUUGUGAUAGUGAUAGUAAAUAAUUUAGGAUACCCGAAAGUAAUUUCUGACCUGUUUAUUUUUUUUUUCGGUACGUUGGAUUCAGUUAUGGGAGGUUUGUAGCCUAACCUUGGAAAUUGCUUUUAGGAUCCACCCCUGCAGUAAAUACAAAAUAGGUAUUGUACAAUUUUUAUUUAACGUUUACGCAAUACCUCAGUAGGUUAAUUUAAUUUAAGUUUUUAAAAAAUGUGAUUUAUAAUUUAAAAAAAGGAAUAUUAAUAAUGGGAUAUUGGACAUACAUAGCUAAGUAGAGAGAUAUACAUAUAGAUAACAUUUUAUAAUGUAUUUGCACACUGUAUAGAAUUAAAGAUAAGGAUAAAAUAUCGAUAAAAAAAAAACGUAGGGUAAAAUAUCUGUAAUACAUGGACUGAAUGUAUAAAAGAUGAUUUUCAGUUUUCCGAGCUCGAAACGUCUUACGAUAUGGUCUAGUAAAUAUUAUCUGUGCAUUUUUUAUGUAUAUAAAUAGGGCCCCGCCCAUAACAAUUAGAACAAGCAGUUUAAACUACUUUUGCAUGACGUACAUUACUGAUACAGGGUGUCCAGCAAGUGGCGCGUAAUCUCUCGAAAUUAGAUAGCACUUGCAAAAAUAACGUAGCAAGUUCAUAUACAUGGUGAUUCAGAACUUAUCCAAAAACAAUUUUUUAUUGAUAUACAUGGGACUUGCAAAUACAAUUUUGUAAAGAAGAAA
This is a messenger RNA of Anoplophora glabripennis (Asian longhorned beetle), 5124 nucleotides long. RefSeq names its product Ig-like and fibronectin type-III domain-containing protein 1. The transcript is spliced from 18 exons. Gene Ontology annotation, molecular function: protein binding. The record is from RefSeq and is a predicted model, not a curated record. Lineage: Eukaryota; Metazoa; Arthropoda; Insecta; Coleoptera; Cerambycidae. Bases 20 to 4339 code for a protein of 1439 amino acids.